Protobothrops mucrosquamatus (brown spotted pit viper) is the source of this 391-nucleotide messenger RNA. RefSeq names its product cadherin-8-like. The record is from RefSeq and is a predicted model, not a curated record. Lineage: Eukaryota; Metazoa; Chordata; Lepidosauria; Squamata; Viperidae. The transcript is spliced from 2 exons. Gene Ontology annotation, biological process: multicellular organism development; cell morphogenesis; homophilic cell-cell adhesion. The annotation marks the transcript as partial. Gene Ontology annotation, molecular function: cadherin binding; calcium ion binding. Gene Ontology annotation, cellular component: axon terminus; catenin complex; membrane.
CCCUUGGAUUUUGAGACCAAAAAUUCAUAUACACUGAAGGUAGAAGCAACUAAUGCCUAUAUUGAUCCACGUUUCAUCAGCAUGGGACCCUUCAAGGAUACGGCAACAUUAAAAAUUGUAGUGGAAGAUGCUGAUGAACCCCCAAUUUUUUCAUCACCAACGUAUCUACUGGAAGUGCAUGAAAAUGCUGCUAUUAACUCCGUGAUUGGUCAGGUGACCGCCCACGAUCCAGAUGGAUCUUCAAGCUCUAUAAGGUUUUCCAUCGAUCGGAACACUGACCUUGAGAGACAAUUCAACAUUAAUACCCAAGAUGGAAAGAUAACCUUGGCCACACCACUGGACAGAGAAACGAGCACAUGGCAUAAUAUAACCAUUGUAGCAAUGGAAGAAA